Molecule: messenger RNA, 1476 nt
Organism: Fusarium musae
Lineage: Eukaryota; Fungi; Ascomycota; Sordariomycetes; Hypocreales; Nectriaceae
Exons: 3
Coding region: 1-1476 (491 amino acids)
Molecular function (GO): flavin adenine dinucleotide binding; NADP binding; N,N-dimethylaniline monooxygenase activity
Source: RefSeq, a predicted model, not a curated record
AUGGCGUUGGCAGAUAAACUAGACGUUCGUCGCAUCGCCAUCAUUGGUGCUGGCCCAAGUGGCCUCGCAGCUGCCAGAUACCUUCUUGCAGAGAAGAAAUUCUCCAAAAUCCGAGUCUUCGAGCAACGUGCCACACCAGGAGGCGUUUGGAACUAUACACCUCUGGCCCGAGAACAAGGCUUUUCAGUUCCAAGAACCCAGCCUAGUUUCACACCAGAUCAAGCCCUAUGGCCCAACGACAAUGGCGAUGUUGAGUUUAUGUCACCCAUUUACGACCUUCUUGAGACGAACAUUCCUCAUUCUCUCAUGAGAUACUCUGAUAAGGAGUUUCCUCAAGGCUCGUCACUGUUCCCCCGACAUAGCGUUGUGCUACAGUAUCUGAAAGAAUAUGCUCAGGAAAUCAACCCUCACAUCUCAUAUCAGACACAGGUGUUGAAUAUUGAGAAACCUGGUCCAAGCCGUUCUCAACCCUGGACGGUUGAGAUGCUUGAUCUCAAAGCCAACAAGGUCAUAAAAGACGAGUAUGACGCUGUUGUAGUGGCCAGUGGGCACUAUAAUGAUCCAUUCAUCCCCGAUAUUCCUGGGCUCGUCGAAUUUGACAAGGCAUACCCAGGGGCUAUAUCACAUUCCAAAUUCUAUCGACGCCCCAAUGACUUCAAGGAUAAGAAAGUCAUUGUUGUCGGAAACUCUGCCUCUGGAGUCGACGUGAGCGCACAACUAUCUACUGUUGCAAAGCAGCCCAUCUUUGUCUCUGAAAAGGAGAAGCCCGCCGUGAUACCACCCGCCAAAGAGCCAUGGGCCGCGGGCGUUCCCGAGAUUGCCGAGUUUCUCCCAUCUCAACGUGGUGUUCGCUUUGCCAACGGCCAGAUCGAGAACGACAUUGAUGCAGUCAUAUUCUGCACCGGUUUCCACUACUCGUACCCCUUCCUAAAGUCUCUUGACCCAGCUGUCGUUGUACCCAGUGGAGGUCAUGCAGCACAUCUCUGGGAGCAAAUUCUCUACACCGCGGAUCCUACUUUGUCAUUUCUUAGUGUUCCGCAGCGAAUUGUCCCAUUCCCUAUUGCUGAAGCCCAGAGUGCAAUUGUUGCCCGCAUCUGGUCUGGACGCUUGAACCCUCCUUCAGGAGCUGCCAUGGAAGCAUGGGUGCGGGAGCAGCACGAAAAGAAAGGAGAAGGCAAGGCAAUCCAUGUCAUGGCGUUCCCCGAAGAUGUCGACUACAUCAACCGUUUGUACGAACUGAGCAAAGCCGCGACCAAAGUCCCUGAUCUCGGCCUCGAGAACGAUGGUGAGGGCAAGAGACCGCCUUACUGGGGACUCGAUAAGCGAUGGGUGAGGGAGAGAGUACCUAAAAUCAAGCUGGCGAGCAGAGCAGCGGGUGAUAAGAGACAUGAACUGAGGACAUUGGAAGAUCUCGGAUUUGAUUAUGAAGAAUGGAGGAGGACGGUCGAAGAGGGGGAGAAGUUAUUCUACACUUGA